This is a messenger RNA of Zingiber officinale, 2359 nucleotides long. RefSeq names its product metal transporter Nramp3-like. The record is from RefSeq and is a predicted model, not a curated record. The transcript is spliced from 16 exons. Gene Ontology annotation, biological process: metal ion transport. The coding region runs from base 298 to 1974 and encodes 558 amino acids. NCBI's taxonomy places the organism in Eukaryota, Viridiplantae, Streptophyta, Magnoliopsida, Zingiberales, Zingiberaceae. Gene Ontology annotation, cellular component: membrane. Gene Ontology annotation, molecular function: cadmium ion transmembrane transporter activity; manganese ion transmembrane transporter activity.
CGGUUGCUAGGGGUCAUGUCGUCUUCUGCUCUCCCGGUCUCCGCGGCAGAGCGACGAAAUCCCUUUAGCAGGCGCUGUAAGGAGGGAUGGUAAUCGUUCUCGGUUGCCUUCAACCUCACGCCUCGAGGACCCAAGUUUGUACAGUUCUUUGCGUUGCUUAAGGGAAUGGUGUCCCAUCUGAGGAUUGUGUUGGAUUUGUUUUUAUGCUGGUUUAUUACAUUUAUUUGGAGUGGCACUCGAUUCGUUAUUCUGUGAUCUACGCCAUUCUUUUGAAAAGGGCCGGUUGCAUCAUCACAGAUGGAGAUCAGUAGCUCCCGACCUUCACAAUUUAUCACGAGCAUUGGAAAUGGUGGCGUUUCUCAUGGUAAUGGGUUACCUCUCAUCGAGAGUAUUGAGACGGGUCAGGUCAUUGUCCCUGAGAGAAAAAGUUGGAAAUCUUUGUUUGCAUAUAUGGGCCCAGGAUUCCUUGUUUCUAUUGCAUAUAUUGAUCCUGGAAACUUUGAGACAGAUUUACAGUCAGGUGCACAGUUCAAGUAUGAGUUACUUUGGAUCAUACUUUUGGCUUCCUGUUCUGCCUUGGUUAUUCAGUCACUUGCAGCCAAGCUAGGAGUUGUGACAGGGAAGCAUUUAGCUGAGCAUUGUAGAGCUGAAUACACAAGGGUUCCUAACUUUAUCCUGUGGAUUCUGGCUGAACUUGCAGUUGUUGCAUGUGAUAUUCCUGAAGACUUAUGGAUGAUGAUACAAGCUUUGAGUCAGGCAAAAUGCUUCCCCACUAGCCCAGUGCCAAAUCUGAUUAUUGGAACAGCUUUUGCUUUGAAUAUGCUCUUCAAGAUACCUGUAUGGUGUGGUGUUCUUAUCACGGGGCUGAGUACUUUGCUACUGCUAUAUUUACAACAGUAUGGGGUGAGGAAACUAGAAUUACUUAUAGCGUUUCUGGUAUUCACAAUGGCUGGUUGUUUCUUUGCUGAACUUACUUAUGCAAAGCCAAAGUCUUCAGAAAUUUUGGAGGGACUUUUUGUCCCCCAGCUUAAAGGAAAUGGUGCCACAGGUCUUGCUAUCUCACUACUUGGUGCAAUGGUGAUGCCGCACAACCUUUUCCUUCAUUCAGCAUUGGUACUCUCCAGGAAAAUACCACGCUCAGUUCGUGGGGUCAAGGAGGCAUGCAGGUUUUACAAUAUCGAAAGUGCAUUUGCUCUUGCAGUGACCUUUCUUAUUAAUGUAUCUGUUAUUUCUGUAAGUGGCUCUAUUUGUAGCUCUAAAGAUCUAAAUCCUGAAGAUCAGCAAAACUGCAAUGACCUUGACCUCAAUAAAGCAUCAUUUCUCUUGAAGAAUGUUCUUGGAAACUGGAGUUCCAAGCUAUUUGCAGUAGCCUUACUGGCAUCAGGUCAGAGUUCUACUAUAACAGGAACAUAUGCUGGACAAUAUGUCAUGCAGGGAUUCCUUGAUCUGCGGAUCCCACCAUGGAUACGGAACCUUUUGACCCGAUCCUUGGCAAUUGUGCCUAGUCUGAUAGUUGCUUUAAUUGGUGGAUCUGCAGCAGCUGGAAAAUUGAUUAUCAUCUCUUCGAUGAUUUUAUCAUUUGAGCUUCCUUUUGCUCUAAUCCCACUUCUGAAGUUUACCAACAGUAAGACCAAGAUGGGUUCAUAUUCCAAUUCUAUUGGGGUGGCAUUACUCGCAUGGUUAAUAAGCUCAUUGAUUGUAAUCAUCAAUACCUACUAUCUCGUCACUGGUUUUGUUAAUUUGCUUUUGCACAGUGGGUUGCAAACACUAGCAAUUGUAUUUGCUGGAGUUUUUGGGUUCUCAGCCAUGCUCAUUUACAUAGCUGCAAUAUUGUACUUGGUGUUCAGGAGAAAUAGGAACUCAACUCAACCAUUGUUACAAGACGAUGCUAACAAUUCCGUGUACAAUUUACCGCGAGAGGAUAUUGCAAAUAUGCAACUUCCACAGAAAAGAUCCACACAGGAUCUGGACUAGUUAACUUCCUGCUGUUUCCAGCCAAGCAAAGUCUGCCUCAACAUUCUUGAAUUUAGUGGACUGAUAUUUCUGCUUUCUUUACUGCAGCUUUUAGCCCUAGAUGUGAAAGAAAACAGCAAACUAACACAGAAGGGAGGAAUUAUAUCUGAAGUUUGUCUGCUUCAUUUUAUGAAGUGAUAGUGUCAAGCUCGUUUCAAGCCUCAGCCUAUGAUAGUAGUAGGCUUGAAAACUUUAACAGUAUUUUUAUACGCAUGGAAAAAAUAUAUAGAGGAUUUCACUUUGUAAUACUUGGUGCUACUCUAGAAAUUCGGUGAAUUCAAGGUGUUUUUUGCCUUUUAGAAAUAAUUAAUUUUUUUGUCGUACUAAUUGACAACCCAUUGGAUGA